This is a messenger RNA of Psammomys obesus (fat sand rat), 4902 nucleotides long. RefSeq names its product bridge-like lipid transfer protein family member 3A (gene Bltp3a). Bases 1 to 4641 code for a protein of 1546 amino acids. Gene Ontology annotation, molecular function: histone deacetylase binding. The transcript has 23 exons. Lineage: Eukaryota; Metazoa; Chordata; Mammalia; Rodentia; Muridae. The record is from RefSeq and is a predicted model, not a curated record.
AUGUCGUAUGCCUAUAACCCCAGCACGCCCCGCCCCUCGCCCCGUGCGCCUGUGCCGCCGGCGCGCGCGUCCCCGCCCCUCGCCGCGCGCCGUCGCCUCGGGGGAGCCGGGAGGGCGGCGCGCGGUCGCGGUUCUCCUCCGCGGGAGGCUGCGGCGCCGCGCGGACGGGCGGCGCGGGGGGAACGCGGCGGAACUCCGGGCGCUGCGGCGGGGGCGACCGGACGCCAUGGCGGCCGCCGCGGCGAGGUGAGGGGCCGCCUCCCUUCCCCAGCCGAGGAGGCCGCGGCCGGCUGCCCGCCUGCCGUCCACGCGGGCCGCGGCUGCGGCAUGGCCGGCAUCAUUAAGAAGCAGAUCUUGAAGCACCUGUCCCGGUUCACUAAGAAUCUUUCCCCAGACAAGAUCAACUUGAGCACUCUGAAAGGGGAGGGUCAGCUGACCAACCUGGAGCUGGACGAAGAGGUGCUGCAGAAUGUGCUGGAACUGCCCACCUGGCUAGCCAUCACCAGGGUCUACUGCAACAGGGCCUCCAUCCGGAUCCAGUGGACCAAGUUGAAGACACAUCCCAUCUGCUUGUGUCUGGAUAAGGUGGAGGUGGAGAUGAAGACUUGUGAGAGCCCGCGGCCCCCCAAUGGGCAGUCUCCCAUUGCCCUUGCUUCAGGACAGAGUGAGUAUGGCUUUGCCGAGAAGGUGGUGGAGGGGAUGUUCAUCAUUGUCAACUCUAUCACCAUCAAGAUCCACUCCAAGGCCUUCCAUGCCUCGUUUGAACUGUGGCAGCUCCAGGGUUACAGUGUCAACCCCAGCUGGCAGCAGAGUGACCUGCGUCUGACCCGCAUCACUGACCCCCGCCGAGGAGAGGUUUUAACAUUUAAGGAAAUAACUUGGCAGACACUUCGAAUUGAGGCAGAUGCCACAGAUAAUGGUGAUCAGGACCCAGUUACCACCCCGCUGAGGCUCAUUACCAACCAAGGCCGAAUCCAAAUAGCCCUCAAGAGAAGAACCAAAGAUUGCAAUGUGGUUGCCUCCAAGUUGACGUUCCUGCUGGAUGACCUGCUCUGGGUGCUGACUGACUCCCAGCUCAAGGCAAUGAUGAAGUAUGCCGAGUCGCUGAGUGAGGCCAUGGAGAAGUCAGCCCAGCAGAGAAAGAGCAUGGCUCCCGAGCCUGUGCAGAUCACUCCACCUGCUCCCAGUCCCAGUGCCCAACAGACCUGGGCUCAGGCAUUUGGUAGCAGCCAGGGCAACAGCAACAGCAGCAGUAGUCGCCUGAGCCAGUAUUUUGAGAAAUUUGAUGUCAAAGAGUCUUCCUACCAUCUCCUCAUCUCCCGCCUGGACCUGCAUAUUUGUGAUGACAGCCAGUCCCGAGAGCCAGGCGUCUCUGCAAACAGACUUACGGGUGGUGCCAUGCAGCUGACCUUCCGCCAGAUGGCGUUCGACUACUAUCCCUUCCACCGGGCAGGUGACAGCUGUAAGCACUGGGUGCGGCACUGUGAGGCCAUGGAGACCCGAGGCCACUGGGCCCAGGAACUGGUGACGGAGUUUCAGAGUAAGAUGCAGAAGUGGCUUGAGGAGACCAGUGUGAGACCAUCAUGGCACCUGGGGGUAGAGGCUCCCUUCCGGAAGAAAGCAGACUCUUUCUCUGGUCCUGGAAAGAGCCCUCUUGACAAAAGCCCUGCCCUGGGCCACCAGGCUGCCUUGGGGCCUCCAGCAUGGAAUCGCUUACGCUCUAGCUGCCUGGUUGUGCGAGUAGAUGACUUGGACAUCCACCAGGUCUCCACAGCUGGACAGCCGAGUAAGAAACCGUCCACUCUGCUCUCCUGCAGCCGCAAACGCCACCACCUUCCGGCUCAGGUAGCUGCUGUCCAUGUACAGUUCACUGAGUAUUACUUCCCGGAUAAUCAGGAGCUUCCAGUUCCCUGCCCCAACCUCUACGUCCAGUUAAAUGGCCUGGCAUUUACUGUGGAUCCUGUCAGCUUGCUUUGGGGAAACCUCUUUUGUCUAGAUUUAUACCGCAGCUUGGAGCAGUUCAAAGCCAUCUAUAAGCUGGAAGAUUCAAGGCAGAAAGAUGAGCACUUGGACAUUCGACUGGAUGCAUUCUCGUUGAAGGUGAGCUUCCCGCUCGAGAGGAGAGAGCAGGCGAAGCUGCAUCGACCCCAGGCGCUUGUCUUUUCUACGACAGGCGUGAUUGCCACCAACACUCGGCACGCCCCACACUGCACCUGUCCUGACCUCCAGAGUCUCUUCCAGGGUUUUGCUGCUGCCGAGUUCUUCCGCUCUAGUUAUGGUCACUUUCCCAAGGCUCCGGGGGGCUUCAGCCUUCUGCACAUGCUCUUCCUGCAUCAUGCUUUCCAGAUGGAUUCCCACCCAGCUCAGCCUAGCCCUGUCCCUCCUCAGAGGCCUGCAGCAUCCCAGGAUCUUUGGUCCUUGCACUUUACUCAGGUCUGCUUGGACUUUGAAGGCACAGAAAACCUCAAAGGCCAUACUCUGAACUUUGUGGCCCCCUUUCCCUUGUCCAUUUGGGCUUGCCUUCCUCUCCGCUGGCAGCAAGCCCAGGCACGGCGGCUCCUUUUGGCCUCAGAGGGGAGGCUGAAACCGUCAGCCAGUUUUGGCAGUCCUGUGCACUCUGAAGCUCUUGCCCCCGAGUCUGUGUCCCAUCAGAGGUCAAAGACUGAACGAGAUUUGAAAAGCCUCUCGGGGUCUGCAGCAGUCCCAGCGUUCCCGGGAGAGGGUGAUGCUGCCUCGGAGCACAGAGGGCACGUGGCAGAGCUGGGGGACGUGGCCGAUGUCCAUGUGCUCGUGCACUCUCCUGCCCAUGUCAGAGUCAGGCUGGACCACUACCAGUACUUGGCUCUGCUCCGCCUCAAGGAGGUGCUUCAGGGGCUUCAGGAGCAGCUGACCCAGGACACGGAGGCCAUGACCGGCUCUCCCCUGCAGGACCAGACAGCUUGCAUUGGUGUCCUCUUCCCUAGUGCUGAGGUGGCUCUCCUCAUGCAUCCUGCCCCUGGGACUGCUGGUGCCGACUCUGCAGGCUCAGAUACCACCAGCCUCAUAGACUCAGAGCUCUCUCCGUCAGAGGACCGGGAACUGAAGUCGGAUGCCUCCUCAGACCAGGGCCCAGUAAGCCCUCAGAAGGUCCUGAAGGACAGCAGUGUUGGAAACCUCGAUGCAUCCCAGGAAAGGCUGCAUAGUGAUGGAGAGCUACAGGACUUUGGUUCAUUUGCACAGCAGCCAGCAGGGAAGAGCCAUGAGGCAGUCGAGUCUCUGCAGGCCAAGAAGUUGAGCAGAGCUCAGACCGCCAGCUCACCAGCUGCCUUGACGUCCCCAGCUGAUAGGGACGCUGCUCUGAAUGGACAAGGCGAGCCCAUACCUUUGAGGAACAUUGAAGGGGAAUUAUCCAGUGCUAUUCACCUGACCAAGGAUGCCACAAAAGAGGCUCUUCAUGCUACCAUGGACCUCACCAAGGAAGCUGUGUCCCUGACUAGGGAUGCCUUCAGUUUGGGUAGAGAUCGGAUGACCUCCACCAUGCACAAGAUGUUGUCCCUGCCUCCUGCCAAGGAAGCCAUGGUGAAGCCUGAUGAGGGACCCCCAGUGACUGGAGCUGCUGCCCGGCUCCGGUUUUUCUCCAUGAAGAGGACAGUCUCUCAGCAGUCAUUUGAUGUUGUCUCGGUGGACAGCACUGGCCCUGAGGACCGGAUUUCGGUGGACAGUGAUGGCAGUGACAGCUUUGUGAUGCUCUUGGAGGCUGAGUCUGGUCCAGAGUCUGUUCCACCAGGAUCUGGGACAAGUGUCUUGGAUGACAGUGGUGUUCAAGGGAGCCCUGUUACGGAUAGUUGCGGCCAGGGGUUGCCAGAGACCAACAGCUCAGUGUCAGCCAGCGGUGACCUCGUCCUUCACUCGGUGUCAGUUUUGGUCCUGAAAGUGAAUGAAGUAUCAUUUGGGAUUGAGGUUCGUGGUGAGGACCUGACAGUAGCCUUGCAAGCAGAGGAACUGGCUGUACAGCAGCUGGGCACCGUGGGACUCUGGCAGUUUCUUCAUGGACAGUGCCCAGGCACAAGUUCUCAGGAACCCUCAAAUCUGAAGACUGGCCACACCAGGCCUGCUGUGGGGCUGCGCUUUGAGGUGGGGCCUGGUGCAGCUGUUCAUUCCCCACUGGCCAUACAGAAUGGCUUCCUGCGGUUCUUAUUACGGGGCUGUGACCUGGAGCUGCUCACAUCAGUGCUGAACAGCCUGGGGCCUUUCUUGGAGGACGAGGAAGUCCCAGUGGUAGUCCCCAUGCAGAUUGAGCUCCUGCGCUCCAGUAUUACUCUCAGGGAUGAUAUCCCUCCUAUCUAUCCAACAUCCCCUGGCCCUGUCCCCAUCACUUUGGUAAUGGACCAUCUUGUGCUGAAGCGGAGUGACGAUGGUGUAUUUCACCUUGGCGCUCCUGCUCAGGACAGACCAUUGGCUGAAGUACCUGAGAAGCAGCAGCUCCCAACUGAACAGGUGCUCCCGGUGCCCACAGGACAGGGUUUGGUAGGCCAGGGGAGAGAAUUGCCCACCAUACAGCAAGAGCUUAUGGACACCAAACAAGCACUGGCCAUUGCCAACCAGGACAAAGAAAAACUUCUUCAGGAGAUUAGGAAAUACAACCCUCUCUUUGAGCUUUGACAGCAGCUCAGCUGUCUGUGCCAAGGAGAUAUCACCAGCAAUAGCGCCACCGAGGACAGAGGUGCCACAGAGCCUGCGGGGCAGGGAGCACGCAGUUCACUCCCUCGUGUGCUUCCUGAUGGCUGCUAGCCUGGGUGGAGGACAGGGCAGAGCAUGGCUGCAUCCAGGAACUGGGAUAGCUCUGUACCUGGCUGCACCAUGCCUUGCCAUUAUGUAGCCUUGUAGCCUUCUGCAGACUAGAGAAAUCUUCUCAACACUGUA